Messenger RNA from Musa acuminata AAA Group (dessert banana), 882 nucleotides. Its product is annotated as protein BIG GRAIN 1-like. Lineage: Eukaryota; Viridiplantae; Streptophyta; Magnoliopsida; Zingiberales; Musaceae. The transcript has a single exon. Gene Ontology annotation, biological process: auxin-activated signaling pathway. The coding region runs from base 1 to 882 and encodes 293 amino acids. The record is from RefSeq and is a predicted model, not a curated record.
AUGGGGAACGAGGCAUGGCGGCUCCGUCACGGGCACCGCUCCUUCUCGUCGUCCCUCCUCGACGCCAUCGAGCGCUCCAUGGACGACCCCAUCGCUCCCAAGAACGAGGAAAUGGCGAAUCGCCUCGCUCACGGAGCAUCCGACUUCCUGGUUCCCCUCGCCUCCAUGGAGCGGAGGCCCACGGCGACCGUGACCCGACCCCGGCGUCCAGACUUCCCCCCGUUCUCCACUUCCAGCUCCUCCUGCAACUCCACUUCGAGCGGCUUCUUCUCCUCCUCCUCCGAGCGCGAGUCCCCCGCCGCCCUCCCGCUCAGACUCCGACCGAGCCGGUCGCCGCCACCCGACCAGCACCGCCAGCAGGACAAGGAGAGAUCGGGCUCGACUCGGACAAAGCUACGAGGUCUGAAGAAAUAUAAGGCGCCAGGGUCGCCGGGGGCCCUCCUCGCGGGGUUCCUCAACUCACUCUGCACCGCGGCGGCGGGGGACCGGGCGAAACCGAAGCCAUCACCCUCCGGCGCGGACUCCGCCUGCUCGGCCGUCUCGUCGCGGGCGCGACCUUGCCUUAGCAAGGCGCCAUCGACGAGGGAUCCAGCGGAGGGCGGGAACAGGUCAGUGAGGUUCCGCGCCGAUGGGGAGGAUCCGCGGCGAUGCGGGCAGAGGAAGAAAAGCUCGUGCGGCGGGGAUCACGCGGUGGUGGAGGCGAGAGGGGUGAAGAUGAGGGUGGAAGAGCUCUUGCGAACGUUGGCGGAGGAGGGAGAAGAGGAGCAGGACGAUCUGUUUGAGUUGGAAAACUUGAUGGUGAUGGAAGGGGGUAGUUACAGGGACGAGCUUCCGGUGUACGGCACGACCCGUCCCGAGAAGAAUCGCUCGAGGUCUAACUGA